Selaginella moellendorffii is the source of this 4077-nucleotide messenger RNA. RefSeq names its product kinesin-like protein KIN-14I. Gene Ontology annotation, biological process: microtubule-based movement. The transcript has 23 exons. The coding region runs from base 424 to 3909 and encodes 1161 amino acids. Gene Ontology annotation, molecular function: ATP binding; microtubule binding; microtubule motor activity. Lineage: Eukaryota; Viridiplantae; Streptophyta; Lycopodiopsida; Selaginellales; Selaginellaceae. The record is from RefSeq and is a predicted model, not a curated record.
AGGGCUUGACGAACGGCUUUUCCCAUUGAGCUCUCUGUCGCUUGGUCGUGAAGAGAAGUGAGUACCAGGGGUUUUGCGCGAUCGCGAUCAAAGCUGCGAUAUUUCGAAGGCGCCGCAUUGCCGGAUUUGCUGAUCCAUCAGCGGCCUCGAGGAAUCGAGGUAUCGUAUGUGACAGAUCCAGGCGGGGGCCUGAAGCUCAAGCUGCGCGUCGAUGGAUCUCCUCUAGAAGCUACAUUCUUGCCAGAUCCAUGAUUUCCGAGGAGUGAUUCUUUAUUGGUAAAGAGUGUGGGAGAAGCUCCAGAUUUGGUGACCGAUCCGGCAGACCCAGGCGUAUACUCCACUCUUGUUAGCUGGGAAUCGAUGAUUGCGGUCUACGGGCUAGAAAUUUCGGGCGUGGAAAGGCUCGAGGCUGGAAUUUGAUCCAUGAGAGAAAGGACGCCGCCAAUGCCGUCGCAAGGCGAGUUUAAUGGCUCGGUGUUCGUGUUCCCGGACGACUACGCUCACGCCAGUCGCAGUGACGCUACCGGAGCUGCAAAGAAGGAGUCGAGCGUGGUGUCUAGAAAAGCGGAAGAAUCGGCGAAUAGAAGAUACUUGGCGGCUUUGUGGAUGGAAGAAGUUGUCGGUCCUCUACAUCUUUCGGUGGAGCCUUCCGAGGAGGAGUUUGGUCGCUGCUUGCGCAAUGGAAUUUCUCUGUGCAAACUAGUUAACAGUGUGCAGCCUGGAUCCGUCUCACGGGUUGUCGAGAGCUGUUCUUCCAGUCCGGCGGAUGGAGCCCUUUCUGCUUAUCAGUAUUUUGAGAACGUCCGGAAUUUUCUUGUCGCAAUGGAGGACCUCAGUAUACCGACGUUUGAUGCCUCUGACUUAGAGGAGGCUAGUUUUGGAGGAGGCUCCGUUGCUAGAGUUGUUGACUGCAUCUUGGGUUUAAAAUUGUAUCACGAGUGGAAGGGAAGAGGAGGCCAGGGUCAGUGGAAGCACAGCUCGAAACAGAAGAGCCUGCUCACAUUAUCGUUGGAGGAAGGGGAGAAAUGCUCCUCGCUCACAAAGUCGAGGUCUUUUAGUGGGAAGAGUGGUCGUAAACGCUGCGUACUUCCGGAACUUGACUUUCUUGGCGAAACGCAGCUACUCUUUCCUGAUGAGCCUCCCGAAUUUCAAGCAUCGCGUCAAAAUUACGGAGGACAACCAGCUUACGCAGAAAAUCUAAAUGCGCCAUCAGAUAUUUCAAAGCAGACGGCCUCCGGAUUGGAAAACCGAGAUUGGCAAUCAAGCAUUUUUGAGUCGUUUGAUGGUAUCGAGAAUCAAUCACCAGCACUGUUGUCCAACACGAUCAGAUCUCUUUUGAGUCAGAAACAACCGGAUGAGAUUCCUAUGGUUGUAGAGUUCAUGCUGCAGAAGAUAAUGGAGGACUAUAGACGUCGUUUUUAUGCUCAAAAUCUCCAAUUGAAGAAGUUGAAAAAUGCGCUGAAAGAAGCUUCAGGCCGAGGAAGUAAGUUUACCAUGGACAUAGAGCAUGGGCCUCAAAAUGAUGACAAGAUCAUGUAUGACCAGUUUAAGCUCAUCAAGGAUUUGAAAAAUGCAUGGCACAAAACGAAGCAAGACGUUUUGGCAAUGCGGAGAGAUUGGAAUCUGGAAGUAGCACACCUGGAAUCACACAUCAAGGGACUAGCUGCUGCAGCAUCAGGAUACCAAAAAGUGCUUCUAGAAAACCGCAAACUUUAUAAUGAAGUGCAAGAUCUUAAAGGAAGCAUACGAGUUUACUGUCGUGUGAGACCCUUACUAAGCGGUGAUCUAUCACGAAGAACUACAGUGGAGUUCAUAGGUGAAAACGGCGAUGUAAUGAUAUCAAAUCCAAAAAGGCAGGGCAAGGAUGCUUGUCGGACUUUCAAGUUUAACAAGGUUUUCAGUACUUCUGCUUCUCAAGAACAAGUAUUCCUGGAUACUCAGCCAUUGAUACGGUCAGUUCUUGAUGGUUACAACGUGUGUAUUUUUGCGUAUGGUCAAACAGGCUCGGGAAAAACGUACACCAUGAGUGGUCCUUCAAACGCAACAGAAGAUCUCUGGGGCGUCAACUAUCGAGCUUUAAACGAUCUCUUCUAUAUAUCUCAGAGCAGAAGAAAUGUAUGUAAAUAUGAUAUCGGCGUACAGAUGGUUGAAAUCUACAACGAACAAAUCCGGGACCUCCUUGCUUCAGACGGGCCUACGAAAAAGUUAGAGAUUCGAAACAGUUGUCACCAAAACGGUCUCAACGUGCCCAAUGCGAGUAUGCUGGCUGUAACUUCUACUGUCGACGUUUUGGAACUUAUGAAAUCUGGGGAGAAAAAUCGUGCUAUUGGUGCUACAGCUCUAAAUGAACGUAGUAGUCGUUCCCACAGUGUUUUGACUAUCCAUGUUCAGGGUAAAGAUCUAGUGACUGGCACUAUACUCCGUGGAUGUCUGCACCUAAUUGAUCUUGCGGGAAGCGAGCGGGUUAACAAGUCCGAAGCAACUGGGGACAGAUUAAAAGAAGCGCAGCACAUCAACAAAUCCCUGUCAGCGCUUGGAGAUGUCAUCUCGGCGUUGAGCCAGAAAAACGGUCAUGUUCCUUAUCGAAACAGCAAAUUGACUCAGUUGUUGCAAGACUCUUUAGGCGGCCAAGCCAAAACGCUUAUGUUUGUGCAUAUAAACCCAGACGCGGACUCCUUUGGCGAGACAAUGAGCACCUUAAAGUUUGCAGAAAGAGUGGCGUCGAUCGAACUUGGAGCUGCUCGCUCUAACAAAGAGACCGGUGAAUUACAAGAUCUAAAAGAGCAAAUCAUGAUUUUGAAGGACUCCUUGUCCAAGAAAGAUGCUGACCUUGACAAACUGCUUCUUUUGCGCAAUGUAAAGGAAUCAACGUUGGCUCUGGAAAAGCAGAGGCACGAGCCUAAGAUUAGGAAGCAAUUUACGGAUACGUUCAAAGCUAGAGAGAACUCUCCAGUUCGCGAUCGUGCGAGACGCUUAUCACCGCCUGGGAACACCUUUGGUUUUGAACUCGACAGAGUAUCGUCUCCUUCUAAAGGUGACAUGGCCACUGAACAGCAGAAACGAAAGGGUAUAAAACCGAAACUGCUGACGUCUCCAAAGCCUCCUUACGAGGAUUUUGCGCCGAAGUCACCAUACCGAGAAAGAUAUCACAAGUCCAGGAACUCUCAAAGUAAAACGAGGGGCUCCAGUGUGUUCUUGGUCGAAUCACCUCCGUGUUUGGAGGAGAGGCGAAAGUCUCCGGAUGUGGAUGGAUUCAUAAAUACGGAGGCAGAGCUCUCACGGGACUCCCCGGUUCUGUGCUCUCUGGCGUUCGACCCGGCUGUGGAAGAGCCGAGCAUAUCUUACAGCACCGCAAACAAUGAGCAGUAUUCGUGUAACGAUCCGAGCUUACCAGCCGUUACUGUUGUUGAUCAUCAGUCGGCAACGAGUAGUUCAGACUUGAAGGACACAUGCUCAGACGUGGUUGUGACGGACAUGCCACCCAGUGAUUGUGAGGCUGACAAGAUCCAAAGAAGCGAGACAGUAGAAGAAAGAGUGGAGACCAUAUCUGAGACGGUAUAUGAGACUCAAACACCACAGUUGCAGAGAGUUGACGAGCAGCCGAGAGAAGAAAAACGGUCACAGAAUCGGUCUCGGACUGGUUCUACAAGGAGUCGAAAAGGUCAGUCAGUCUCUUGCGUGCGACGUCGAUCCACCAUAGUUACCUCGAGAACAGAGCCCCCAAUCAUCCGGAGGAGCUCAAGCUCAAUUCCAUUGUCAGCAAGGCAUACAACACUUGAAUGUCAUGGCCAUGGAAAGCAAGCAUUUUCCCGGCAGCUGCUUUCUAUUGAAACUGGAAUUUCUCCCAAAGCUUCCAAAAGAUACCCUUGGAUGGUGAAGCAAAUCAAGCUUAGUGCGAUGAUUGCGUGAUCGAAGAGAAAGAGCGAGGCCUCUUGAGCAGCGUGAUGGUUCUCACUUUUUAAGGCGGAGGCCAUUUUUCCAGGCAGCUAGGAAGGCAUUAAUUUUCACGACAAAUGUAACAUAUCUGUACACUGAAAAUUCGGAGAUGUUAAAUGUGAAUCUUCACGAUUUUGAGUC